This is a messenger RNA of Malania oleifera, 1976 nucleotides long. Its product is annotated as zinc finger CCCH domain-containing protein ZFN-like. Lineage: Eukaryota; Viridiplantae; Streptophyta; Magnoliopsida; Santalales; Ximeniaceae. Bases 431 to 1744 code for a protein of 437 amino acids. The transcript is spliced from 7 exons. The record is from RefSeq and is a predicted model, not a curated record. Gene Ontology annotation, molecular function: mRNA binding; metal ion binding.
AAAGGCGAAAACCCCAGCUACUGACGUCAUUAAGACGACGGGUACAAGUGGUCAGGCGUAGAGGGAGACUGGCGGUUUUUCGUACUCGCGCGACUCUCCCAUCCCGAGGCGCCCGGUUUUCUCCUCUAAAAAACGCGGGUGAAAAAAGCAGCAGAUGACUGAGUGGGCGGUGUGUGCGAGUGUCUGGUCGAUGGUUGGUUUUUAUUCCCUCUUCCUCGUUUGUGGAGGGGAGAGAACGAACGCUUCCUCUCCCUCUCUUUCUCUCUCUCUCUAAUUUCUCUCUCUAAACCUCUCUGAAGACUCUUUUUCUCUCUUUAUUUAUAUCACACUCCUUCUCUCUCUAAGCCUCUCACUUUUGAUAGCUUGGGGAUGGGAACUAGGGGGAGGUUUACUGAGGGGACAGCAGAGUGAUGGAGGAAGAAUUCAGGAUAUGGAAUUCGAUUCGGGAAUUCCGAUGUCCCGCUCGGCCAUGACCGAGGGUUCCUCGCUGCGGACGACGCUGAAUGAUGAUGCAAUGUGGUCAAUGAACUUGAGAUCUACCGAAUCAAUGGAAUCGGGGCCAUAUCCUGAGCGUCCUGGAGAGCCAGACUGUUCUUAUUAUAUCAGAACAGGCCUAUGUAGGUUUGGAGCAACCUGCCGAUUUAACCAUCCCCCUAAUAGGAAGCUGGCUAUUGCCGCAGCAAGGAUGAAAGGAGAGUUCCCAGAAAGAAUGGGACAACCUGAAUGUCAGUACUACUUGAAGACAGGAACUUGCAAGUUUGGAGCCACAUGCAAGUUUCAUCAUCCCAAGGACAAGGCUGGGGUUGCUGGGAGAGUUUCCUUGAAUGUUUUAGGCUAUCCACUUCGUCUGAAUGAGAUUGAGUGUGCCUAUUAUUUAAGAACCGGACAGUGCAAGUUUGGAAGCACUUGUAAAUUUCACCAUCCUCAACCAUCCAAUAUGAUGGUUUCUCUACGUGGGUCUCCUGUUUAUCCGUCCAUCCAAUCUCCAACAACUCCUGGUCAGCAGUCAUAUGCAGGAGGAAUCACAAACUGGCCCUUAUCUAGGGGAUCUUUUAUUCCCAGUCCACGGUGGCAAGGUCCUUCAAGCUAUACGCCUUUGAUAGUACCUCAGGGAGUGGUAUCAGUUCCUAGCUGGAAUGCAUACAGUGGCCAGCUGGGGUCAAUUUCAUCUUCAGAAGGCCAGCAACAAACGGCGGGAAACAGUCAAAUUUAUGGGACUUCGCGUGAGACAAAUGCAGGAUCUGAAGGGACAUAUCCUCCAUACCGUUCUGGCACAAUUCCUGUAGGAUUUUAUGCAUUACAGAGAGAGAAUGUAUUUCCUGAGAGACCUGGUCAACCUGAAUGCCAGUUUUACAUGAAGACUGGAGAUUGUAAGUUUGGUGCAGUUUGUAGGUUCCACCAUCCUAGGGAGAGAUUGAUUCCUCCUCCAGAUUGUCUUUUGAGUUCCAUUGGCCUUCCUUUACGUCCAGGAGAACCUUUGUGCGUUUUUUAUUCCCGUUAUGGUAUCUGUAAGUUUGGUCCAAGUUGCAAGUUUGACCACCCUAUGGGAAUCUUCACAUACAACCUUUCAGCAUCUUCAUCUGAUGCCCCAGUUGUUCGGCGUUUGUUGGGGUCAUCAUCAGGCACUUCUCCUUUGAAUCUAUCAGAAGGACUUGUUGAAUCAGGCUCAACAAAGCCCAGGCGACUUUCACUGGCAGAAACAAGACAAAUGCCUUCUGGUGACAAUAAUAUUGAUGCAGAGUGAUAAAUGUUUGUUCAAGAAAUUUUCCAGUUAUUUCCUUGCAGUCUUUUGAAGGAUAAAGAAGAGUUAUCUGUAAAUUCAUUUUUCAUUGCUGAAGAUGGAUUCAUGUUAAGUCAAUCCUGUUCUGAAAAUGCAUUAAACUCAACAAACUACUCAUCGGACUUCAUGCUCUGUAUAAAACUGCAGUAUUUUCCCAAUUUGUUGAAAUCCAAUGUGAACAUUCAUCUCCCAAAAA